UAUUGAAUCAUAUGACUUUCUAUAUAUUGAUUAUGAACUGAAGGAGUUACUGUUGCUGUAAUAAAAGAAACGUAAUUUGUGCAAGCCAUGCCAUUGCCAGGAGGGUAAAGAAAUUAAUGUAGUGGGGGGGUUUCCAUGGUGAUGGAAUGCGUCAAACAAAGUUUCGCGACAGACACACCGUUUCUUUACAUGGACAGGCUGCGGAUACAUUGUUUCGGAUAGCCAGGUAAGUCCGCAGGAGGGAGAAAUGUAUAAAGUUGACCUGCCAGUGGAGAACUCGGCGGCUUUAGCGGUGGAAAGCCGCAGGGCUGCCGAAGAGGCCCGAAGAAGCAGGAUCUUUAACGCCAGGACUCGGGUCAUAGGUUUGGACCUCCAAGGUCUGGAUUGGCAGGUAGCCGAGAAGAAAGAACGGCAUGGUGUAGAGAGGGAAUGCCAAAAAGCGUAUGACAUCCUGCGCGUGACAAACGAUCAAAUGCUGGAGCGAGGUCAGCGCGAGGAGGAGGAGAAGAGACGCCAGCUGAUGGAGGACGUGGUGCGUUUCCGCGCCACGCACCAACGCCCGGAGGACUCUCGUGAUGCAGACCUGCAGUUUGACCCCCAGGGGACGCGCGUGUUCAUCCCCCAGGGCAAGAUGGGGGCCGCCAGCAUGCGAGUGUUCCAGGGUGAGGACCUGGGGGAGAAAGAGAGGAAAAAAGCCCAAAAAAAGGAGACGGAGCGACAACUGAGAGCCCAGAAGGAGGACGCGGAGAAGCAACGCCAGGCGCACAAACAUCAAGUGUCGCUGCAGGAUAAGUACCUAGUGCAUCAGGACCUGCGGUCGGCUCAUCUGCAGACGCUGGAUGAGGAAGCCAGGAGAGCUGAGCGCCUCGCUCUCGCUAGCUUCAACCAGGCUCUGGCGCAGCAGCGUGCGGCCAAAGAGCGCAGCGAGCGCGAGCUGGACGAGGGCCUGUGCAUGAGAGAGAUCAAGCACAUGUUGAGCUCCGACAUCCUGACCGGGAGACCAGAGGCCUCCAACACGCCACUAGGGGGCGUACUGUCCGACCGCUGGAGAGGCAUGACACCAGAGCAGCGCGACGCCAUACUGAGGGAACAGGAGCAACAGAGGAAGGAGAAGGAGAGGCGCAGGCAGCAGGAGCAGCAGCGUGAGCGUGGCUGGGAUGAGCAGCGCCUGGCCCAGGCCCGGGCCCUGGAGGAGCAGGAGAGGAAGAGCAGGGAGGUGGAGCGCCUCCAGAGGAUCCAGAUGGACAAGCAGAACCAGCAGCUGGCUCAGGAGCAGCGAGAGUAUCAGCAGUAUCUGGACAAGCAGCUGUAUCGCAACCAGCCCAACGCCCGCUACUUCACCCAGUUCAACACCAGCACCCGCUGAUCAUGGAUGCAGCACACACACACACACACACACACGCACACGCACACACACACACACACACGCACACACACACACACAAACACACACACACACACACACACACGCACACACACACUCAACAAUGCCCACCCCUCAGCAGCUGUAUACACCAACCAACCUCAGUGACCUACUGCCAGUUAUUUUAUCAACACCAGCUGCCGCCAUUGACCCUCACCGAUCAAAAGUGCCUUACAGUAUACACACAAUAGAUGCAUUAACAAAGAAGCCUUUCUCAGAGUUACGUAAGAUACCCUACAGUAUACCCAAACAAACAAAUGCCUAAACAAACAACAAUAAAAAAAAAGCUUUUCGACUUUCAA
Molecule: messenger RNA, 1725 nt
Organism: Engraulis encrasicolus (European anchovy)
Lineage: Eukaryota; Metazoa; Chordata; Actinopteri; Clupeiformes; Engraulidae
Gene: ribc1
Product: RIB43A domain with coiled-coils 1
Exons: 8
Coding region: 248-1366 (372 amino acids)
Source: RefSeq, a predicted model, not a curated record